Messenger RNA from Trichogramma pretiosum, 952 nucleotides. Its product is annotated as protein takeout-like. The transcript has 3 exons. The record is from RefSeq and is a predicted model, not a curated record. NCBI's taxonomy places the organism in Eukaryota, Metazoa, Arthropoda, Insecta, Hymenoptera, Trichogrammatidae. The coding region runs from base 36 to 806 and encodes 256 amino acids.
UGCCCGAUCGAUACACAUAAAUUCCUAAGCCCAAGAUGAUGCGCAUCGGCUGUUCACUAGUCACGUUCGUCUUGGUCCUCUUCGGAUCGUCCGACUCGAGCAACGCGUCAACGCCAGAAAUACCUUCUUUCCUGAAAAUAUGCAAACGCAAUGAUCCACAUUUAAACGAAUGCAUCAAGAGCAGCGUGGACAUGCUCAAACCAUACUUGAAAACUGGCAUACCCGAACUACAUAUACCACCUUGUGAGCCUCUCAAUGUGCCAGAGGUCGAACUCGCUCAAGCGUCCGGACCCGUAUCUGUCAAAUCUGCUUACAGUAAUAUUCGUGUAUGGGGGCCGUCGGAAUUUCUACUGAAAAGCGUCAAGAUUGAUUUAGAUAAGGACCGCAUCAGACUCAAACUACACAUUCCCCGAUUAGAAAUGAAGUGCGACUAUAAAAUGGAGGGUAAAAUUUUACUAUUGCCAAUAAAAGGAAAUGGAAAAGCCGUUGGAAAUUACAGCGAUAUCGAUGCCGUUGUGACGAUACAAGGAGAGCGCUACAAUAAUCCAGUAACGGAUUUGACACACUUCCAGGUAAUAGAGUUCUACUGCGACUUCGACGUCGGCCACGCCGGUGUCCAUCUGGAAAAUCUCUUUAACGGCGACGAGACACUGGCCGACGCGAUGAACCUUUUCCUCAACGAUAAUUGGAAAACCGUCGCUGCAGAGAUCAAGCCCGCUCUCGAAGAGACCGUCUCCAAGCUCUUCAAGGACUUCUCUAACAAGAUAUAUGCCAAGUAUCCGAUGGACACUCUACUGCCUCUGUAACAUCCCAUUGUCAUUUCAGCAACUCUCUGAGACUCGGCAACUCUUUGAUCGACUCUCAAACGUUUUUACUUUGUGUAAUAUUUUAUACUGCAUUUUGUACUUUGAAUAUGUUUUUAUUAAUUAAAUCACUACACCGCGAUAAUAAA